UGCACGCGAUCGUAUUGAAAUACCGGCGAUCGGGUCGUCGCGGUGACAUUUGCAACGACACGCUCGACACGAGUCGAAGGAGUUCGAUCGGACCGACGACCCAAAACGUUCCGCCGACCCCGCGGGUGCGUACGCGCGUUUCCAGGCGGCGAUCGUCACUCAUUGCGAUAAUCAACGCCGCCGUCUCGUCGGUUCCGGCCAUGAACACUGGCAGCGACGCGGCGACGGGACCGCCCGCCGACGGCGGUGACGUCGGCAGCAGCCUGUCCGACCUGUUGGCCGGUUCGCUGGCCGGCGUGGCCGUCGUGCUGGUCGGCCAACCGCUGGACACGGUCAAGACCAAGCUGCAGACGUUCCGGGGGCUGUACACCGGGCCCGCCCAAUGUCUGGUGCACACGUACCGGAAGUCCGGUGUGCGGGGCCUGUACGCCGGCUCGUCGCCGGCCAUGGUGGCCGGGGUGGCCGAGAACUCGGUGCUGUUCGCUAGCUACGGCCUGUGCCAGCGCGCAGUGGCCGCGGUCACCGGGGCCCGGGACGCCAAGCAGAUGGACGCGUUCAGCAACGCGGUGGCCGGCUGCGCGGCGUCCGUGUUCUCGUCGGUGGUCUUGUGCCCCGCCGAGCUGGUCAAGAUUAAGCUGCAGGCGGGCCGCGAGCUGGCCGAAUCCCGCGGCCAGCGGUUCCGAGGUUCCGUGUACCGCGUCACCAAGGACAUCAUGAGGCACCGCGGCCUAGGAGGUCUGUUCCGCGGACUGGAGAUGACCGUGGCCCGGGAAAUGCCCAGUUACUUCUGCUUUUUCGGUGUGUACGAGGCGGUCCGGGAGGCUCUGAAACCAGAUGGCCGGACCCGGGCCGACUGCGGCCUGCUGGCCACCACAGCGGCCGGGGCUGCGGGCGGCGUGCUCCUGUGGACGGUCACGUUCCCGGUGGACGUAGUCAAGUCUCGGAUACAGCUGGAUGACGCGAUGCCCACGCGCGGCUGGACCAUGUGCAUGUUGCACGUGUACCGAAACGAGGGCGUGGUCGCGCUGUACAGCGGCCUGGCGCCAACGCUCAUCCGUUGCGUUCCGUCGUCCGCCGUGCUGUUUCUCGUCUACGAGUACACCAAAAAGCUGUUCGACCCCUAAGCGCGGAUCGGUGGGGCGGAACGCACCUCUAAUCGGGGAUGGACUCUCUAACUGGUCGAACUCUCGGACAUCCCGAACAUCAAGAACUCUGAAAGGCUAUUCGAAGUUUCUUUAAAUGUAUACUUGAAACCGAAUGCUUCGACCUCAAUCGUUUCAAAUGGUUCGCGAAAAAUCGAGUUAAAUACCGAUACUCUUAUAUUAUAUAUAUAUCAUAAUAUCAUUUUUAUAUACCUUCGUUGAAUUGUACACCAAAAACGUUAAUACUUGAUGUUGUAACUUUUUACUAGUUAAAAUAUGGUAUAUCUAUUUAUUUUAUUUAAAACUAAAAUGUAUUUAUGAAUUAAAUUUAAAGUGUGAACCUAACAUAACGUUAGAAAGGUUCAAAAAACA
Molecule: messenger RNA, 1514 nt
Organism: Rhopalosiphum maidis (corn leaf aphid)
Lineage: Eukaryota; Metazoa; Arthropoda; Insecta; Hemiptera; Aphididae
Product: mitochondrial ornithine transporter 1-like
Exons: 2
Coding region: 201-1124 (307 amino acids)
Biological process (GO): mitochondrial L-ornithine transmembrane transport
Molecular function (GO): L-ornithine transmembrane transporter activity
Source: RefSeq, a predicted model, not a curated record